Messenger RNA from Rotaria socialis, 1704 nucleotides. The record is from the annotation of a GenBank genome assembly. NCBI's taxonomy places the organism in Eukaryota, Metazoa, Rotifera, Eurotatoria, Philodinida, Philodinidae.
AUGGUAAAACUAGGUGUAGCAUGGGCGUUUUUAAUAGUCGCUGUUCUACUAUCGACUGCCAGUGGUCGAAGUGUAAAAAGUGUUGAUGGUGGUUCAAAUUGUGCUUGGUGCACUAUUAUUGUUGGUCUUGUUGGAAAGUUAUCUCUAGUGUAUAAUGAAACUACGAUAGAUUCACUUGAAAGACUUUGUAAUGCUUUGCCAACUGACUUGAGAGUCUAUUGUAAAACAGCUGUUGAUUUUUUGGGUCCGAUUAUUAUUGAUGGUUUUACUAAAGGAGACAGUCCUGAUGUUAUUUGUCAUGCAUUGAAAUUCUGCAAAGAUGAGCCUGGUCAAGCAAAAUGUCGUCUUUUUCCAUCGAAAUCUUCAAUUUCAGAAACUCAAGAUAUUUUAAAUCUUCGCCAACAACAUCAACUACAUGAUAAUCAUGUAUCAGAUUCGAAAAUUUGUGAUGUUCCUGGUAUUAAAGAAAUUUGUAAAAUCAUAGAUAAUGCUGUUCGUAAUCAUAUACCAUCCGUUGAUCUUGAUAAUGAUAAAUUUGGUACGGAACCAACAUUACGUGGUAGUUCAUGGCGUGGAAAAGAUUGUAAUGAUUUUUCAUCAGAAAUUCAUCCAGGUGUUCGAGUUUUCGAUGGUGAUACUCUUGCCGAUCAUAAUUGUAAUGGUAUCUAUGGUACAAAUUCUGCAACAGGACGACCCUGGGAAGAAGAAUUCUGUAAUGAAACACAACGUUUGGGUAUUGCCGUUUUAGGUGAUUCAAUAUCAGCUCAUUUUCAUAUUCCCGAACAAUGGUUAGAUGCUAAACAAUUUUCACCAGAAGCAUUUGAACAUACGAUGUUUAUUAUUGAAAAUGAAUUGGAUUGGCCACAAUUAUCAGCAGUUACCGGCCAUUUAAAUGUUAGUUGGCCGAAUAUUGAAGGUCCAACUCGAUCAUUGUAUGCUCGUUUGUUUGAACUCGAUCAUUGUAAUCAUCGUGAUUAUCAAAAUAUUGCUGUUAAUGGAGCUGACAGUAAAGAUAUUAUCAAAAUAGCUACAUCAUUACGACGUAAUCAACAAAAAGAUGUACCAUUAUUAGUGAUCUAUUCUCUGGUGGGUAAUGAUGUUUGCAAUGGCCACCCGAAUACUACUGCUGAUAUGACUACUGUUGAAGAAAUGUACGAAAAUAUCUACACUGGAUUAACUUAUCUCGAUACAGUUUUACCAAAAGGUAGUCAUGUACUGACAACAGGUCUAGCUAAUGGAAGUGUUCUGUAUCAAUUAUUACAUGAUCGUAUACAUCCGUUUGGACGUGCCGGUGUACCAUUUACAUACAGAGAGAUUUAUGAUUAUUUAUCUUGUUUACAGAUUUCACCGUGCAACGGUUGGUUAACAUCAAACGAUACAUUACGAGCGUUCACAACGGAACGAGCCAUGCAACUGUCGGUUGCAGUACGCAAUGCAACAUUUGCUUAUUCGCCGAAGAAUUUUGAUGUUGGCUAUAUGGAUUUUCCAUUUGAUCAAGUUUUUCAAGCUUGGAUAGCGCAAGGUGGUGAGGCGUGGCAAUUAUUAGAAAGUAUCGAUGGUUUUCAUACGAAUCAAUAUGGUAAUGCAGGUCUUUCGGAUGCAUUUUGGUCAUGGAUACAAACGAAUAAACCGCAAUGGUUACCAUCAAAUAAUCCACACAAUGCCGAUAUUGUACGCGUCUUUCAAGAUCAAGGUGGAUACUAA